UCCAGUUUGUACAGAGGUCUGCCCAGCAGCUGGUACUCGCGUCUCGGGCUGGAGGAGUUGCUGCUGCCGGGCUGCGUGCCAAAGCGUAGUGCGAAUGACAGUCCGUGCGGGACAGAGGCACCUUUCAUGUAGUGUAAGCCGUCGACGAACAGACUCCAUGGAAGUGGUGGACAGCCCGCUCAACCUCGCCCAUCAGCAGUGCAGAAAGGCAGACCGCCUGGUCACGUCUGGAAAGUAUGAAGAAGCCAUUUCCUGUCAUGUAAAGGCAGCAGAUCUUCUGACAGAUGCAAUGAAGACAACAGAGUGUGAGCAGGCUCGUCUGUCCAUGGAGCUGCAGAGAGACAGUCAUAUCAAACAGCAGCGACUGAUCCAAGAGCGCUGGAAGAGAGAAGCUCGGCGCGAGGCGACAAAGGCGAGGUCCGGUGCGCUGCAGCCCUCCAGCAGCAGCACGGACCUCCUCUCCCAAACCCAAACCCAGGCUGCAGGCCAGCUCCGGCCCCACGGCUCCCAGGUUCUCUCAGGUGCAGAGUGUGGAGGAGGCAGGGAGAGAGAGUACGACACUCUACUCUACCAGCUUCAGACUCGACAAACUGGAGCCAGUCAGCCUUUGACUCCACCUUCCGCUGGAUCUAAGACCACUAAAGAUGACAAAACCCGCCUGGAGGAACAACAGACCACCAUCGAGGACCUGAGGCGCCUGGUCGAUCACGUGAUGGAUGAAAACCAGCGCCUGAACGCCGAGAACGAGCGGCUGCGCUCGGAGAACACCCGGCUGUGCUCCGAGGCAGCAGACUUCGUGGAGCGCUCGGAGCUCUGGGUGCUGCCGCAUGCGGGCGGCGCUAUGGGGACGGGGGGCGGACAGGAGAGGAAAAGCACAGGGAAGGGGAAGGAGAUCGCAAUCCCGCAGCUGCCCGUGCUGGAGAUGCCUGCUCAGGAAGACCUGUGUCUGGAUGACCUGCCUCCUCUGCAGCUGCCAGAGGACAUCCAGAACGAACUGCAGGAGAUUCUGGACAGGGAUUAAACUCUGAUAGGAUGGAUGUCACACACACUCACACAUAGUUACCAGGGUUCACUCAGUAUGGCUUUUUGAGUCCAGGUUGCCAUAUAUCUGACAUAACUUCACAGGCUCUGUGUGAUCCCAUCAUAUGGUGUUAGAGAAGCCUGAUCAGGUUCAUGAACUGAUAACACCUGUUCCACUAUUACAACACAGUCCAAGUCCACGGUGAAGAAGUCGCUCACCCAGCAACAUUAUGAGUUGGAGCAUCCGUGAGGUUAUAGGUCAGUACGGCAUCGCCUGAGCUGUGUAUGAACUGAGGUUGUCAGUUUCAAAUUGCAUGUGAAAGCUCAUUCUUGGCUUUGAAUAAAAAAAAAAAAAAAUGUAGUUUGACAAAAUAAAUCCUAAUUCAGCAAUCUACAGCUCGACUUGUUUUCCAGAGCAUUUAAGCACACACAAUCUCAGCUGUGGUUCUAUCCUGUGAUGACAACUGAGCUGAGACUGUGUGAUGUGGUUAAUGUGGUUAAAUACUCCCAGUGUGUGUUUUAUUGUGAAAUGUGUGGAUUUGUUCCACGCGGUGUCUGGGAGAAGCCAUAAGUGUUCUGAAGCUAAAAAGUGAUUUUAUUCAUAUAGGUCAUAUAUUUCCAUAAUAAUUUGCACUUUGUGUCAAUGUCAGGACAGAAGUUCAUCAUUUUGUGUGUGUGUGUGAUUGUGUGUGAUCUGAAGCUUCAGUGUCACUGCAGGCUAUAGUCAGCCAACGAUUCAAUUAAUACUACUCAAUGAAUUUAAUAAAUAUUAAAUAAGGUAAUUACUUUGUCUUGAUGUCACAUGGAUGGAUUGUUGGACAUGUUUGUGUGAUUUUAGAUUUGUUUUUAUGUUUGUAAUAGAAGCUGGAAGUUCUGUUGUUUUUUUGCUUCUCCUGGAAAGAAAGGAGAAAAAAUUCACCACUGAAAUAAUUUACAGUGAAAAAUGUGCCUAUUUUUUGCCUUUUAUUUAGAAUUGUGUGACAUAGCUAGUGUGUCGUUAUAUUAUGAUGUUUAAUGGGAAUCUGGGGAAAUUAUGAUUAGACUUUUUCGGUUUCAGAACACUGACCACUGUUGGUGCUCAGUUAUCGAGGAGACUCCCAGAAUGCACCACACCUUGCUGUACGUCACAAAUGAGAAGCAUCUCAUUUACCAGAUGUUGGGAAAUUUGACAAAUGCAUUUAAUUUUAUAAACUUUUUUUUUCUACUGUUUUUCUAUUGUUUGGUGUAGUGUGUAAUUGCCAGUAGGGUUUUCGUAAAAAAAAAAAAAGAAAGAAAAGAAGUCUUUGUGAAUGAAGUUGAAAUUGCUUAAGUGGACCGUGAGUUGAGUUAAAGCUUAAAAACGAAA
Messenger RNA from Solea solea (common sole), 2365 nucleotides. It is a transcript of the gene nrbf2b, whose product is annotated as nuclear receptor binding factor 2b. The coding region runs from base 95 to 1021 and encodes 308 amino acids. Gene Ontology annotation, biological process: autophagy. NCBI's taxonomy places the organism in Eukaryota, Metazoa, Chordata, Actinopteri, Pleuronectiformes, Soleidae. The record is from RefSeq and is a predicted model, not a curated record. The transcript is spliced from 5 exons.